This is a messenger RNA of Torulaspora globosa, 1293 nucleotides long. It is a transcript of the gene HFL1, whose product is annotated as Hfl1p. The record is from RefSeq and is a predicted model, not a curated record. Gene Ontology annotation, molecular function: transporter activity. The transcript has a single exon. Gene Ontology annotation, biological process: transport. Lineage: Eukaryota; Fungi; Ascomycota; Saccharomycetes; Saccharomycetales; Saccharomycetaceae. The coding region runs from base 1 to 1293 and encodes 430 amino acids.
AUGGGAAACGCUGUACUCAGCAUGCUACCGGAGGGCCAUCUUCCUGGUUGGUGGCAAGAUCUGAGUUUUAUAUCGUCGAUGGUCUCACUAGCGAUCUCAGUUGCAGCAAUAACAAGGCACUUCCAAAACUACCGGAAACCGAGCGAACAGCGAUUAGCCAUUAGAGUACAGUUGCUGGUUCCUAUCUUCAGUAUAACGUGUCUCGCAGCCACGUUAAGUCCCGACAUCUCUCGCUUGUAUUUGGACCCAAUUAGAGAGGUGUACGAAGCAUUCGUGAUCUACACGUUCUUUUCACUUUUGACGCUGAUACUGGGAGGUGAGCACCGUAUAAUUACGGAGAUAUGCCUGGAGCAUAUACCCUCUACCCAUGCGAUCCCACUGGUGGGGAGAUUCAUUAGGAAAAUCGAUCUUUCAGACCCUGCCGACUUCUUGAUGGUCAAGAGAGGCAUUCUGCAAUAUGUGUGGUUCAAGCCGGUCUACUGCCUAUUAAGUCUGGUUUGCAUUAUCUGGAGUUUUCCCCUCUUGGAGACGAUUUUGCUGGUGCUGUAUAAUAUAUCCGUUACAUGGUCGCUCUACAACUUGGCUAUAUUCUGGAAAUGUCUUUAUAAUGAUCUCAAGAAAUUUAAUCCAUGGAGCAAGUUUCUAUGCGUGAAGCUCAUCAUCUUUGCGUCGUAUUGGCAAGGCAUUAUUAUCAGAAUCCUGGCGCAUUAUGGCAAAUUAAGGAGCACGAAGGGCUUUGAUACGGGGUACGUUUACCAGAACGGUCUUCUAUGCGUCGAAAUGAUUGGAUUUGCAAUAUUACACUGGAUUGCGUUUCCAUGGACGGAGUAUUCAUCCGAGAGACUGCCUCAGUGUGCCAGACUCAAAUAUUGGAUAGCUGUGAGGGACUGCUUUGGAGGCGGGGAUUUGAUAUGGGACUUUAAGUACACGCUCAUGGGACCAUCUUACUACAACUACCGAAAUUUCGAGCCAUUUGCCAGUAGUUCGCAAAUGGCCAGGGCAAAUUCCCUCUCAAGAAUGCGGCGGCUCAAUCAGGGCUUCAGAUUUGAAGAUCAAGGACAGGGCAGUCAUUGGGUUGACUACGGAAGCAUACUUCAAACUCCCGAUGUUAAAAGCGCUUCCGAUGAAGCUGCUGAUGAGCUUAGUGAAUGGGACGAUGAUAUAGCUAGAGAGCGUUUUAUAUCCACGGAUCCUAACUAUCCUGUGGUAUCAGACAUAGGCAGCAUUCAUCGAAAUAGCACGGAUAUCAACCAAUUAAGGAGAGACGUUAACAACAGAUCGAGCAUGACGUAG